Molecule: messenger RNA, 1149 nt
Organism: Branchiostoma floridae (Florida lancelet)
Lineage: Eukaryota; Metazoa; Chordata; Leptocardii; Amphioxiformes; Branchiostomatidae
Product: CUB and zona pellucida-like domain-containing protein 1
Exons: 5
Coding region: 208-876 (222 amino acids)
Source: RefSeq, a predicted model, not a curated record
GACUACAGUGUGCCACGUACAGGCUUCAAGGCCAAGUACAGCAUCGCUUCCACAUCUAACGGAACUACUGCUGGUAAUAACGGAACAAGUGAGACGGCAACUAGCACUCCUCAAUAUACAAACAGAAUUACCUCAUAUGUGACGACCAGAACCGCACAGCACGGAACAGUCCUAAAUGCCACUUCACUCGCAUCGGAGGCAACCCUCAUGACGAACUCCACAGUACCCGGGGUACCCUCCGAGAAGCCGAUUGUCACCAUGGCGACUGUACCUUCGGUCGUAGAAGGAGGCGGCGAAGCCUUCGCCAUGUUGGAGUGCACGGGAGAGUACAUGCAGAUCGUGUUCAGCCGAUCGCACCUUCCCGGCUUCGAUACGGGCAACCUGCAUCUCAUAGACCCAUCAUGCAAAGCGACCGGAAACGCCACGCACAUCAUCCUGACUGCUCCAUUCGAGGGAUGUGGAACUGUCAAGACGGACACUGAAUCAGAGAUCAUCUACUUCAACAAGGUCCUCAGCACCGACAACGAUGGCGUCGCCUUCAUCACUCGCAUCCGGGAACUCGAGGUGCCGUUCGAAUGCCGCAUGGACUCACGGGAUACCUUGAGCGCCAUGUUCAGUCCGCAGAUUGAGAAGAUCUUCUUCUUCAGGUCGGCUCAUGGGAAGUACAACUUUGACAUGCAGCUGUUCACGUCAGCCGGCUUCCAGCAGCAAAUAGACACCUUCCCGUACGUGGUGCAGCUGAACCAGCCGCUGUACGUGCAGGUCCAGGUCCUGACUCCCGACCAGGAUCUUCAGCUGUUCGCGGAAAGCUGCAUGGCCACUCCGUCAGCCAACAUACUGGACCCCAUGUCUUACACAUUCAUCAGCGAUGGGUAGGCAUUGCAAUACAUAACAAUAUGUAAAAUAUUCUUUAAAACUUUGAAUAUAUACUUUAUCUUAAUCGACUCAGUGAAGAAAUUAUGAAAAUAAUAUUAAAGCAUUUGUUGUACUCUAAAGGAUGUCAUCCGCGGCAAGUACUAAAUUUAGUUGCUGAAUAUCUCUUGCUGUGUACGAUUCCCAAAUAGACACGGCUAAUGGUAUAUAUAUAUAUGUGAGGGUAAAGACUCCGAUCUGGUACAAUCGGCGUUUCUACCGGCAGAGAUCCCGAUC